Molecule: messenger RNA, 3246 nt
Organism: Drosophila ananassae
Lineage: Eukaryota; Metazoa; Arthropoda; Insecta; Diptera; Drosophilidae
Gene: ValRS-m
Product: valine--tRNA ligase
Exons: 4
Coding region: 170-3160 (996 amino acids)
Biological process (GO): valyl-tRNA aminoacylation
Cellular component (GO): cytosol
Molecular function (GO): ATP binding; valine-tRNA ligase activity; aminoacyl-tRNA deacylase activity
Source: RefSeq, a predicted model, not a curated record
AUUUGAAAUGUGCUAAAAAUUAUUUUGGAGUAGAAUUAAGAUUCGAAAUUGCCGCCUCGUCUUUCGAUGACCCGUUACUAUCGGAUAUCGCCAUCAGCUGUUUCCAUCACCAAUUGCCCAGGGACUCUUUUUUUUUUUUAAGUUUGACAUAACAUUUUGAACAAUAACAAUGCAAAUAUUAAAGAAUUUCAGCAGUAAAUUACUGAGACACAAAUACCUGUGCCAGCCAAGACUCCAUUCCCUUUACUACAGCACAGUCAAAGAUGCGGAUAAGCAGAUGGAUCUUCCUCUGGCGUCGGGUUAUCAGCCUAAAAUUGUGGAGGACGCCUACUGGGAGCGGGAGCAACGACAUAACAACUUGCCAAGAACUGGGGGCGAACGGUGUAAGCGAGGAACUUACCGUAUGCUACUUCCCCCUCCAAAUGUCACGGGAAACCUGCAUCUGGGACACGCACUGAUGGCCACAGUGCAGGAUGUGAUUGCCCGCCAGCAAAGUCAGUUAGGCUAUGAGGUUGACUGGGUGCCUGGCACAGAUCAUGCCGGUAUAGCCACCCAGGUGGUAGUGGAACGCACCGUUGCGGCUGCGCAGGGAAAGACCCGUCAGGAACUGGGUCGCUCUGCCUUCCUGGACGAGGUGUGGCGUUGGAAGGCUGAAAAGGGAGCUGGCAUUGUCGAGGAUCUCAGGAAGCUGGGCUGCAGUCUCAAUUGGCAGCGGGAGUACUUCACAAUGGACAAGCAGCAGGCGCACGCCGUGAACGUAGCUUUUGAACGGCUCUUCGAAGAAGGUCUCAUCCGGCGGCGAAACUCGUUGGUCAAUUGGUCCACCUCGCUACGCUCCGCUAUCUCCGAUAUUGAAGUAGAGUUACUGGAUAUCAAGGAGCCAGUUGAGAUCUCAGUUCCCGGCUACAAGAAAAACAUUCUUUUUGGUCGAAUCUUCGACUUUGCAUAUACCGUAGUGGAUGGUGAAACGAUGGAGGAUGGUUCCCCCGAGGAAAUUGUGGUGUCCACCACUCGACCGGAGACCAUUUUGGGCGAUGUUGCCGUUGCUGUGCAUCCAUUAGAUCCACGCUAUUCUAAAUAUCGGAACCGUGACGAGGUGAAGCUGAAGCAUCCUUUUCGACACGAUACCAUUCCCCUAGUUUUUGACAUUUCCGUGGAUCAGGAAUUUGGAACGGGGGCCGUAAAGAUUACCCCCGCCCAUGAUAAGUUUGAUUUUGAGCUAGCAACGCGUCACAAGCUGGAACCGCGCCAGGUCUUCAACGAGACGGGCCAUGUGGUGGAAACGUUCCCGGAGUUCAAAGGAAAGCCACGCUUCGAAGUUCGAGACUUGAUAGUCAAUAAAUUGGAGGACAUGGAUCUCCUGCGACAUGUGCGCGCCCACAGCAUGCAGCUGCCCGUCUGUUCUCGCUCCAAAGACGUUGUUGAGUAUAUGAUUUUGCCGCAAUGGUUCCUCAAGUGUAAGGAAAUGGCCAAGGAUGCCCUUUCGGAGCUUCACAGCGGCAGGCUACAAAUGUUUCCCAAUAACUUUGAAGCGGAGUGGGAACGAUGGCUGCAGGACUGCCGGGAUUGGUGCAUUUCGAGGCAACUGUGGUGGGGCCAUCAGGUGCCCGCCUACCAAAUCACUGAUUCCAAAGGCGGAAGCCACUGGGUGGCAGCUCUUGACGAAAAGGCGGCACGCGAGAAGGCGGUUAAGUUGAUGGGCAGCGAGGACUUUGUGCUAACCCGUGAUCCUGAUGUGCUGGACACUUGGUUUUCAUCCUCGCUGUUGCCUUUUUCAGUUGCGGGCUGGCCGGAUGAGAGCUACAGGGAACGAUAUCCCUUGGACCUGAUGCAAACGGGGCACGAUAUACUGUUCUUUUGGGUUGCUAGGAUGAUGAUGAUGGGCCUGAAACUGACGGGUCAGGCGCCUUUUGAGCGUGUUCUCCUCAAUGGCAUUGUGUGCGAUGCCCAAGGCAGGAAGAUGUCGAAGAGUUUGGGCAAUAUUGUGGCGCCUCAACAGGUGGUACAGGGUGCUAGCUUGGAGACUCUCAAAGAGGGAUUGCAGCAAUCCCAUGAUGCUGGCAUUAUAAAGAGUGCUGAGCUCCGGACUUCGACAGCUGGAAUGACCAAAAUGUUUCCCAACGGCAUCCAGGAAUGUGGCACUGAUGCUCUCAGGUUCACCCUGCUUAGCCACAACAUCAAGAACCACUUCAUCAGUUUCGAUGUGAACGCCUGCUACACGAACAAACUAUUUCUGAAUAAGAUCUGGCAGGCUCUCAGAUUCACCCUGGGCUCGGCACAGGGGUUGGGUGUCACUCUCGAUGAAUUCGAGACCCUUAAGGGGGUGAACCUGAGCCUGUGGGAUCGAUGGAUCAUUGGCCGUUUGGCGGAGACUUUGGCGAUUUGUUCGGAGAGCUACAACACCUACAAUUUCCAUUUGGCCACGGCAGCUUUGAAGACCUUCUUCUAUCAGAACCUCUGUGAUAUUUAUCUCGAGACCACUAAGACAGCGAUAGCGAACCGUACACCCGACGCCGUCAUCCAUGUGGGCACCUUGACCGCCUGCCUCAGCUGGGGUCUGCAGGCUAUGGCUCCGUUCACACCGUUCGUUGCCUCCGAGCUGCUGCAGCACAUUCCCUUGAACAUCGAAUUGAAGCUAACCGACUACAGAGACCCUAAGUUGGAGGACGAGGUCAACGAAAUCGUGGACAUUUGUCAGAGUGUGCGCCAAGUGAAGAGUCGCAACGAGAUCAGCAAGAGACACAAGCCUCGGCUUAGUCUCUUUGCCCAGAACCUGGAGGCGGAGGAAGUGCUGCGUCGUCACCUGCCACAGAUCAGGGUUCUGACCCGCUGCACGGACGUGGAUCUGGAACUGCUUGACGAGAACUCAAAGAUCUCAAAGAAACUUAACUUUUUCUCCACGGCUGGGCCGUUGUGUUCUUUCGGCUUAAGGAUUUCCGACGAGGUGACUGUUCCCAAGGAGAAGCUCACCGCAAUGCAACAGGCCAAUCACAAGAAACUAAAGAAGCUGGUUACCGAACUCCAGAGGUAUCGCAUGCGCCUGGACAACGAAGCCUUCCAGAUGCUGGCCGACAAGACCAUUAAAAAGCAUUUCGAGAAUAAGGUGAAAGAAUUGGAAGCGGAGAUCAGUAGUCUUACUGAGAUGGCAGCGUCAUCCUGAGUAUCUAAAUUAGUCAUUGUUAUGUUAGAAUCGCAAAAGUCCCCUGUUUUUAGUAAAAUAAAAGACUGCAAUGUUUGUUAUUAUAA